Messenger RNA from Miscanthus lutarioriparius, 462 nucleotides. Lineage: Eukaryota; Viridiplantae; Streptophyta; Magnoliopsida; Poales; Poaceae. The record is from the annotation of a GenBank genome assembly.
AUGUCUGAUCAAGAGAAAAAUGCUUCUACAAACUCUCCAGUUGGAUCUAAUCAGUCUGACUUGGGUGAAGAUCUAUUAGAUGUUUCUACAUCUGAGUCCGAGUUGGUUGGUGAUGAUACGAAGUCUUUGAAGUUUGGACAAACUUUGAUGGAUGAUAAAGAGUUAGAUUGGAUGGUGACUAAUCGGAUGGUGGAGAGGGCAUCUGUUCGUUUGCUUGGAAAUGAAGUAAUUCCUGAUCCAAAACCUUAUGAAUGUGUGGUUUUUCAGGAUCAAUUUGCAGCUAGACUUCGUAUGGCAUGUCAAGACUUUCUUGAACAACUUUUGAAGGCAUAUAAUAUAGAAAUGCAUCAAUUGACUCCUAAUGGAAUAGCGAAGAUUGCUCUUUUUAUUUGGGCAGUGAAGUGUCAAGAUGUAAACUUGGACAUCAGGGCUUUUUGUGCUCUUCAUGAGAUGCAUACUUAG